UUGUGUGUUCGUCAUAGCGGUUUUCAUUUUUCCUGGAGGCAUUUUUAGCUGCUUUGAAUUAUGCCUGAGCCAGCAAAGUCCGCGCCAGCUCCGAAGAAGGGCUCCAAAAAGGCUGUGACCAAGGCGCAGAAGAAAGACGGCAAGAAGCGCAAGCGCAGUCGCAAGGAGAGUUACUCCAUCUACGUGUACAAGGUGCUGAAGCAAGUGCACCCGGAUACCGGCAUUUCCUCCAAGGCUAUGGGCAUCAUGAAUUCGUUCGUUAAUGACAUUUUCGAACGCAUCGCUGGCGAGGCCUCGCGGCUGGCGCAUUACAACAAGCGCUCGACCAUCACGUCCCGGGAGAUCCAGACGGCCGUGCGCCUGUUGCUGCCCGGGGAGCUGGCCAAGCACGCCGUGUCCGAGGGUACCAAGGCUGUCACCAAAUACACCAGUGCCAAGUAAACAGUGAGUUGGUUGCUAACGAUCCUAACGGCUCUUUUAAGAGCCACCCACACUUUCAGAAAGAGAGCUGGUGCUUUUUACUUUUGCGCUGGGCGUUUGUAAUUUUGGUAUUUAGUCGCCGAGCAGAACAAUUUCUUGAACAGUCUUAAAGAACUUUCUGUUCCCAAAAUAACAAGAGACCACUAACAGGAGUAACGUUAUCUGACCUUGGCAAAGCUCGAGCUCCUUGUGUAACCUCAUCCUGAGCUUUUCACGGUUAUUUAGGAACUUAAGUAUAUUUAAAAGGGCUCAGCUAUCAGUUCUGAUAGAUUUUACAGCUAAGUAGUGGAAGUAAAAUCAAAAAUUUCCCGUAACUUGUCGGACAGAGCUGGAGUCCUACCUACCCGGGUGCAGA
This is a messenger RNA of Sus scrofa (pig), 835 nucleotides long. NCBI's taxonomy places the organism in Eukaryota, Metazoa, Chordata, Mammalia, Artiodactyla, Suidae. The record is from RefSeq and is a predicted model, not a curated record.